Perca fluviatilis (European perch) is the source of this 9311-nucleotide messenger RNA. RefSeq names its product PH domain and leucine rich repeat protein phosphatase 2 (gene phlpp2). The transcript has 19 exons. Lineage: Eukaryota; Metazoa; Chordata; Actinopteri; Perciformes; Percidae. Gene Ontology annotation, molecular function: protein binding. The coding region runs from base 247 to 4566 and encodes 1439 amino acids. The record is from RefSeq and is a predicted model, not a curated record.
UAAAAAGACAUGGGCCUAGUCACGAUUAAUGUAAAACGCCUCUCCUCUCAGAAAGGGGCAGUGGCUGAUUAAUAAUACAUACCCUAAACCCGCCCAUUUAAUGUUUAUUGAUCAGCAGUCAGAUUCAGUCUGGAUAUGGCGUCGCUGCACCGACACGGGAUGAAUUUUUACCUCUCCGUGGGAAUUUGCCAGUCGCGUACCGGGACGGCACUUUUGGGUUUUUGUCGUUGUUAAUAGGGAUCAUACAUGGCGAUGGAGGACGAGGAUAAUAAUACAGCGGUCGUGGCGACGAACACCCAACCGGGCAUCAAGAAAGGAGGUGAUGUCGGAGAUGACGGGGCUUGCAUAGACAGGCAGCCGGACACGGUAGUACACCAAGCGGGGCUGAAUCAGACUGCAGGUCGCGGCAGCCGCAGUGGUCCGGGAGCUCAUGCUGCGACGGGGAUCCGAGUGCUAAAGCAGCGCAACAUGAAACGGAAUGGGAGUCGUGGCUGUGUGACGAGAAAGACCCGAUUUGGAUCAAGAGAGCGGGACUGGCUAAAGGGGGACACCCAACGGGGCUGUGUGUGUCUGUAUGGGGGCACAGUCGACCCCCAGCUACCUGCCUCUGGCCCACAGGCCUCCUCCACCCCUCAGACAGACCUGCAGUUGGUGCUCUGCUCCACCAGUACCACAGUGGAGGAGCUGUGUGCUCAAAGGGACGGACAGGGACUCUAUGUUCAGCUGCAUGGGGACCUAGUCAGGAGGCUGGACCCCUCUGAGCGUCCACUCCAGAUGCUGUAUGACUACCUGGCAGCCAUGGGCUACACAGAGCCUAUACGAGUGCAGCAAGAAGCAGCCAACUCAGACCUCAGCUGUUUGAUUCGUUUCUACAGUGAGCGUCCAGUGAAUGCAGACCAGCAGGAGCGGACCCUGCUGAAAGGCGUAUUCAGCGUCAGGAAGGGCAAGACGCAGCUGCACAAGUGGGCAGAGCGACAGGUCAUUCUCUGCGGCACCUGUCUAAUCGUGGCCUCUGUCAAAGACAGCCUGACUGGGAAGAUGCACAUCCUACCCCUGGUGGGGGGAAAGGUGGAGGAGGUGAAGCGGAGGCAGCACUGUCUGAUGUUCAGCUCAGCCGGAUCACAGGCCCAGACAUACUUUGUCAACUUUGACACGCUUGCAGACUACCAGCGAUGGCAUCGGCAGGCCUCAAAAGUGGUGUCUCAGACAGUCAGCCUGGUGGACCUGUCCUGCUACAGUCUGGAAGCAGUGCCUGAAUAUCUAUUUUACAGUCAGGAUGUCACCCACCUCAACCUGAGACACAACUUCAUGAGUCUUCAGGGGCCUGGAGGCCUGCUCAACCUCCCCAGGUUUUCUCAGCUGAAGAGCCUGAAUCUGUCUCACAACCGUCUGGGUGUGUUCCCUGAAUGUACGUGUGAGAUCCUCACCCUGACUGAACUCAACCUCUCCUGUAAUAAUCUCCACACCGUCCCUGUGCAGAUAGGCAACCUUCAAAGCCUGCAGACACUGUUUUUGGAUGGGAACCAUCUCAGCUCCCUGCCUGAAGAGCUGGGUGGCCUUUCCCAGCUCAACAGCCUGGGGCUCUCCUUCAACAACUUCUCUCACAUCCCUGCUGUGCUGGAGAGGUUGAGUGCAGUGGACAAGCUGGCCAUGGCUGGGAACAGAGUGGAGAGUCUGGAGUUGUGUACUUUGGCCAGAAUGAGCCACCUUAAAAACAUCGACCUCCGAUUAAAUGGGCUGCACUGGUUGAAAAGUGUUAGUCUAGAGGCAGUGAGCCAGGUGACCCAGCUGGAUUUACGGGACAAUUACUUGGACUCACUAGACCUGAGCUCCGUGUGCAACCUGGAGACUCUGCAUUGCCAGCGCAACCAGCUGGGGACACUCACACUCAGCGGUUUCACACUGCGCAUGCUUCAUGCCAGCAGCAACCGCCUUACAACAGUCAACAUCUAUCCAGUCCCUAACCAGCUGACACACAUGGACCUAUCACAGAACCUUUUGGAGUACCUUCCGGACUGGGUGUGUGACUGCAGAAAAAUUGAGAUGCUGGACGUCACGCACAACCUCCUGUCUGAGCUUCCUUCCAGACUGCUCAACAGCUUGAGUUUGAGAAAGCUGCUGGCGGGGAACAAUCGUUUGCAGAGAGUGUCUGACCUACUUGACCACAUCCCUCUGGAAGCCCUAGACCUCCAGCACAACAAGCUAGCUGAGCUCCCUGAGAGUCUGUUUUACAAGGCCUUAAACCUAAAAUACUUAAAUGUGUCAGCCAAUGCUCUGGAAAGUAUUCCUCCCAGCAGCCCAUCAGAGGAGAGCCUCAGCACACUCCAGGAACUCUACAUGACGGGGAACAACCUGAAUGAGAACUGCGGUGCAUUGUUAGUUGGACACCAGAACCUGCGGGUCCUUCACAUCGCCUACAACCAGUUGCUCUCUUUCCCUGCCAGUAAGCUGAGUAAGCUGGAACUGCUGGAGGAGCUAAAUCUAAGUGGCAACAAGCUAAAGACUAUCCCCUCCACUGUGUCCAGCUGUAAGAGACUGCACACCCUCAUAGCACACUCCAACCACAUUACUGUCUUCCCAGAGAUCCUCAACCUGCCUGAGAUCAAGCUUGUAGAUCUAAGCUGUAAUGAGCUGACUGAGAUCCAGCUGCCUGACUCGCUGCCUGCCACUCUGCAAGAGCUGGACCUGACAGGCAACAGCAGCCUGAUGCUGGAACACAAAACCCUCAACCUCUUCAGUCACAUCACCACCCUGAAGUUAGACCAGAAAUCUACCACGACAGCAGGAGACUCACAGAGUGCCUCCCCUCCAUGGAACCACGGUUACUCUGAAAUGAGCGGCCAAAGAAACAAGUUGUGUGUGUCUGUGCUGGCUGUAGACCGGUUUGGAGACGGUGUGGAAGCAUGUUAUGGCAUCUUUGAUGGCGACCGCAAUGAGGAAGUGCCUCGGCUGCUGCAGUGCACCAUGGGAGAUGUGCUGUGCGAAGAACUGCAGCACUCCAGUAUUGACAAUGUGUAUAUGUGCAACACCUUCCUCACCUCACACAGGAAACUAGGAAUGGCUGGCCAGAAACUGGGUGCUUCUGCAUUGCUGUGUUAUAUUCACCAUGAGCCUUCAGAUCCAGGAGGCUACUUCAGCCUCACUGUGGCCAAUGUGGGCACCUGCCAGGCAGUGUUGUGCCGGGAUGGCCGACCUAUACCUCUUUCUAAAGUUUACAGCUUGGAGAGCUGCACUGAGGAGAUGGAGAGAGUUAAACUCAGUAAAGCCAUUAUUACCGAGGAUAACAAAGUGAGUGGAGUGACAUGCUGCUCUCGCCUGCUGGGCUGCUCUUAUCUGUCUCCCUGGGUGCUUCCAAAGCCCUGGGUGCACACUAAGCCUCUCUGUUCCCAGGAUGAGUUCUUGAUCCUGGGGAAUCGAGCGCUGUUUGAACGAGUCUCCUACCAGGAGGCCGUGUGCACUGUACAGGCUGUGCGAGAUCCUCGCGCUGCUGCCAAGAAGCUAUGUUCACUUGCUCAGAGUUAUGGUUGCAAAGACAACAUUGAGGCUGCAGUGGUAUCCCUGCAUAUUGCUGAAGAUAGCUGUACCUGUGAGCCACCUGUCUCCACCACUGAACCACGGGGUCCCCCUCCCGCCCCUGUGCCUGUGACCGUGACCCCAGGCCCCAGUGACCCAGCCACCCUUUCAUCCAGCAGUGGUAUUGUCUCGGAGUUUAACAGUGAGACAUCAGCCUCAGAGGUGGGCAGUGAGGCGGGGUCCACCGCUUCAGACGAGCACCCAUCCUCUGUCCCUGCAUCCCGCCCAGAGAGACGCUGUAGCCUACACCCUGCUACUACACUGUGUGGGAUUAUGGUGCCAGGCUCAGUUGGGGCAGGAACCCACCCAGGCCUAUUCCAGCGACAGCCCUCUUGUGCUACGUUCUCGAGUAACCACUCUGACAACGGCUUGGACAGUGAUGAUGAAGCUCCGCUAGAGGGAGUAAUCUCCAAUGGCAGCAAGCUAGAAGUGGAGGUAGACAUUCACUGCUGUGCUUUCCAACUACGGUCAGGGGCCCCUGAGAGCCCCAAAGACUUGGACCUUGAAAAGCGAGGCUCUGACUAUCCCAAUGGCAAAAUGCGCAGACAGAACAGUGUGGUGGUUUCUGCUACAAACGGCUGCCUGCUGGCUGUAUGUGGGAGAGAGAUUGCAGACCUCAAAAAGUCUCCUUCCACAUGCAGCCUGUUUGGGAAGAAGCUGUCCAAUGGCUCUGUGGUAGCCCCAGAGGACAGUCAUAAUCUCAUUGAGGUGGCCCUGGAGGCUCCUAAGAAGAAAUCUGGAUACUUCACUGCCCCAGCACAGCAGGACCCCGAGGACCAGCUCAUUGUGCCUCCGAGUCUGGAGCAGGAAGUCAGGGAGCAGCUAAGAGGCCAGAGCCUUCUUGUCUCAGCACCCCCCUUACAAUCCAUACCCCCUUCCUUAAAAGACCCAGUGUGGGAUCAUCCCCACCCCCCUGCAUUUGCCUCCAACCUGGUCCCAGGUCCAGGCCCGGCCCCCAUCCUACAGCAGGAAGUCUACGAUACGGCCCUCUAGAAGGGGGACACAGGACAGCGCCAUGCGGCUGGAAUUCUGUGAUUGUGCCAUUCCAGGAAAGAAGAGGAGAUUUUUCUCAUGCGUGGAAGAAAUUCCAAUUCAAGUUGACAUUCAGAUCUUUUUGCAAGACAAACCUGUGGGACCUCGAUAGUCACUAAGUGAUGCUGCGCCAUUAAAGUGAGGUUAAAAAAAAAAGGGUUUCUGUGCACGUUCUGAGUAUCCAAGAAGAUAGGGGCGACCAAAAUCCCAGUUCAUAACAUGACAUUGUGAAAAGGAUGGCUGGCUAUCAUAGACCAAAACAAGCCUGACUUAAAAUGGGAUACCUCAUGUGUUAAAACAUGUCAGCAACAUUUCCCUUUACUUGGAAAGCAAGCAAUCUAGAGGGUUUGUACGGGAGAUUAUGUUUAGUGCGGUCAAAUCUCCUCUCCAGGGUCUCUGUGGUCUCUCAGGUCCUGGAGAGAAGCCCUGUGACUGAAACUUGAAAAGUGCCUACUGCAGACAACUCAGCCUAGAGCUCCUCCCUUAUCCAGGCUGUGUUUGGGAAUGUGAGCUUGUUAGUUAAAUUUGGAGGAGGGACAGGGUCUCCAAGAGACCAGCACUGGCACAGCUUCUGCUCUCCUCCUCGUCCUUUGGCUUGCAAAGGAUAUCAGAUAUCAGAGUAUAAAUGCUUGUAAGGCCCAUAGGACUAGAAGAUAUAAAAUAUAUAAAAUAACUGCAUUUACAACGCCAGAAACGUAAUGCUUGGGUUUUAUUUUUAACAUUCCCACACAAUAUGUAUGGAAUCUUCUAUAUAGGAUAAAUUAAUUCUAUACAGUAUAGUUCACACUCACAACUAGCAGCCAACUGACGUGGUGUGCUUGAGCUGCUGACACACCUAGAUUAAAAAGUAUUGCUAUUUAGAGUAAUUCAUUUUGAAUAGCUGUAAAAUGAAAUCAUUUUAAAGUCAUUCAACUGUACAGAGCGGAUGUGUUGUAGAGUUCAAAAAUCCUUAUAAAAGUAUAAUCUGUGACAGUGCAUGAGCAAAUAGUCUCCUUAAAAUCUAAAUAGGAAAAUAAAAAAGGAAAAUUGACUUAAUUUAGGAUAGUGGACCCCAGGAUGUUUGGAUAUCAUUUUUUCAUUUGAACAAACCAGUCAAGGCAAUUAAACAGUGUACAAGAGAUGAAGGAUGGAAGCAGUAUUUUUAUGUACUGUAUGAUAUGUCCACUGGUACUAAGAUUGUACAUGUAUCCAAAUGUUGGAGGCUGCUACCCUUUUAAAUGUGUAAACAUUAAUUCAUGUCCUUGCAGGAAGAUUCAGUUAUUGACAUUUGUACAUCUUAGCAAACUCAACUUUGCUCGUGAAUGCACUGCCCACACAUCCAGAUGACUUCCAGGAUGUGUUAUUCUGGCCCAUUACAAACAGAACCGAAACCCUAUAUUUUUGUAUUUUGUGCGAUCUGGUCUGUAUACACAAGAUGUCACGUAGUUUGACCCACAGUUCCACAAGUGCGUGCAGAAAUUUGGGACAUAGGAACAAAUAAUGUUGUGCUAUAAUUUAAUAUAGUUCUCUUUUUCACUCCUACAUAUUGCAUAUAUGCCAUUUCCUGAUCAGGGGGCAAUGCUUCUGUAGAGUUCAGAUCACACAGUUGAUAUAAUAAAGGAUUAUCAGUGCAGCAGCAGCAGUAUACUGCAAGGUACUGCAAUAAGAACGCACUGUAUCAGUCCCUUAUUAUAAGUAAGUAAUGCGAUUUUCCAUUAGGUCACAUACAGUGUUUCAGCAGUUGGUAUGAUCAGCUCACAAUCAGUUUUUUUUCUAAUAUGUGUAGGACCAAUCAUAUUUACCUAAAGUAAGUUGCCCUGGAAACCUCAGUUUGACGAUUCCUAACCCUUCCCACCUUGUGCCAAAAGAGAAAGUAGCUCUGCCCGGGCUGCUGUGGUUAUAAGAAGGCCAAAGUUGGGUAAUUGCUCAUGUCAGUGAUUACUACAUUAGGUGUAUAUUUUUAGUUGCCACUCCAAGUCCGUAGUGGUGCACUUCUGGCAUUCUACAGCUGUUGCAUAACUGGACCUUUCAAUGUUCCCUUUUAGCCUUAAAGUAAACACUACUCAGUAUUUCUUUAAGGGGAGAAGCCCUUUGUUUCAUCCCACUCAUGUUCUGUUUGGGACUGAGGCUCUGGGGGUGUUGUUUGUUAAAGCAGCUCCUCUAUCCUUACUUUGCUCCACAGGAAUGAGUGAUAAGUCAGUGAUAAAGCCUUAAUUGAUGUGUGAGUCUGAAUCUUUUCAUGUUUUUUGCAAGUUUUUGUCUCACACAGUUAAAAGCACUUUGUACAUAGAAAAUAGUGAUAUAAGAGUUGUAUAUAUUUGAGUUUAAUAUAUGAGAUAUUGUUCAACACAGUGUACUGGGGUUAUUGUGGCUUCCGUCAGUCCAACAUAUCACCUCUUGUCUAAGAAUACAUAGCCAACAGAAAUGACAUAAUGACGGUUCAUUUACAACAUUCCCUUUUUGGUGUGUUUUUAAUAUGACAUAUGACUUGACAUGAUUUAUUUUAUGAAAGGUUAUUUUUGUUUGUUUUCAAUUACAUCUGAAUUUUACAGAACAAUAUUUAAAGUUUUAACAUUUGCAACACAAACAGCAUCAUAUAUGUUCUUAAGUACUCUAACACUAUCUGCCAACAUUUCUCUUCCUCUAUAUUAAUACAAAUUAAUGGGUCCCCUCCUGGCCAAAUAAUGAUACUGGGUAUAAAUAAUAAACAACAGUUCAUUAUUUGGUUGAAACAUUGUGCUAAAUGAUUCCUAAACAUCUGGCAUACCUAAAAAUGUUUUUUUUUAAUAAGUCAUUGAUUACAUGUAAUGAAAACAUUAGUCUAAGAUUAUAAUUACUAUAAUCCACAUCAAAGAGCCGGUAUUGUCCUUAUUAUGCUUAUUCGGAAUUCAAUGAUUUCCACGGUUCGGAGUUUUCUUUUUCCAAAAUUAAGAAUGGGAAACUAUAUUUUAUGAUGACGAUGAGGCUAAUUAUUUGUUUCCAGUCACUUUAUUGAUCAGACUGUGCAGUGUCUGAGAUGCCAAACAAACAUGGACUCACACAUGGUGUCAGGCUUCAGGACUGAUGGCAGUAAAACAUGGAUGGGCACUACUGGUAUACCUGCCACAGGAGGAGCUAGAAAAGCUAUAAAACAGAUUAUGAUUGUGAAUAAUAUUGGUACACAUCUGAAACAAGUUGGAAGACUGAACUGAUAAGCAAGUUUGGAGAGAAGAUAUUGAAUUUAUGGUGGGAAUUCGCUCAUACAAAUAUGCAAAGUGUAAAUAUAUAUUCAUGUAUAUCGGAGCUUCAUUUCCCAUUACCUAAAACUACAAGAAUCAUAUUUCUCUAUGUCUGAAAAUGAAUAAUGACUGAUGUAUGUAUGAUGUGUGUAAUUUGGGAUUGUCUGUGUAAAUUGCAUUGCUCUUUAAUUGUUUUCGGAGUGCGUCUCUUCCUUUGGCUCAUUUGCAGUGUAGUUUUAUUAGUUUGGAUUGCAUUGCACUGCUACAUUUAGUGCUCUUCAUAUCAAAUCACCUUGGUCAGUUUUUUAUACAGUUGUACAUUCAUUCUGUCUGUCUCCUGGUUGACACCAUAUAUUCACCCACUGUCCUGUCCAAUAUACAUUUCCAACUUGAAGUAUAAUGAAUAAUGAUCCAUCAGUAGACUAAUCAGUGUGCGUGAACAUAUGCCAACUGUAUGCGUAGAUACAGCAAGAGGGAGCACAAGGUACAGUGCAUUGGCAUAAGAUAUUCCCUUUAAUUCUUUAGUGGAGAGGGUCCAGUAGUGAAAUGCUCAUAAUCCCCUUUGUGCACCAAAAAAGAGGGUAUAUGCAUUUGAGUAGGCUACAGUGUAAGUGUGUGUUUUUUUUUUUAAACUGCUGAUUCAUUUCUUAAGUAUAAGGGAUAAUUUCCUCUUUGCACAAUAUAACAUGCUCCCUGUACAACUCUGUUGCAAAGUGUCUGUGUUUGUGUGUAAAAUGAAGUUUAAGCGCACAUGUUCAAGUGUAUGCAUGCCCGUGUGAAUAAUGGAUUGACUGUAAUUCUGCGUGGGUAUGGUGAAUGAAACUGAUCCAAGAUGCUCCAGUUGUUUAACAUGUGACCAAAGUAGCCAUUGUUUAAUCUCACGGUUCAUUUCUGUACAUUAUUUUCUAGAAAUGCUUGAAUAUUUUUUUCUCGAUGCCAAGAAGCUGAUGUUUAUUUUUGUACUUCAUUGUUCCAUGCAAAUUUAUAUUUCCCUCUCCACUACAGAAUUUAAAGUGAUUGGGAUUCUACAGAACACGGUCACUCAUUAUGGUACUUUGUUUGCAGGUACUAAUUCAAGCUGUAUUUAAUGUUGAAAGCAUGCCCUAAAUAUAAAUCAACAUAAAAGCAUAGAGUACAUACAAAAUGUGAAUUAUUUCUACAAAAUGGAGCAUAUCUAAUAUUUUGAGGUUUGUAUUCUAGCAUGCAGAUUAAUGCUAAAAUUGAGUUUUACGUUUAUUAAUGAAAAGAUUUAUUUAGGAAAAGGUCUAACAAUGAGCACUUUUGCUGUGUAUAAGACAGAAUUGUACUCCCCUUGAACUUUGAGAGUGGAAGAUGGUUGCUAUUUUUAUUUGAAAUGCUGCUAUCAUUAAUUUUGAGCAGAGAAGCUGUUUUUAAAUUAACUUUAAGCCAAGUAGCAAUAAAACUUUUUACUGUGAAUUUGUUUGUCGAGUAUCCAUUUUGCUCACCGUUUUUAUGAUGAUUUCAUGCCAAUAAAUAGCAUCAAAAGGA